AUGCUCCUUACGGUUCUGACCCCUACCAGUAAUGUACCAGGCGACGAACUGCCGAAAAGCUCCAUGUGGUCUGGAGAUUGGAUCGUCGUUAUUGAAGGUUUGACAUUCGCAUGGAUGAGAAAUUUCUCGAUCAAUGCAGCUCCUCCUGUCGUUGUCACUAGCACUCCGACCUUGACAUUUACAACCCCGUACAUACCUUCCACUACGGUCACCACAACAUUUACGAGCGGCUAUACGACAACCCUGCUUCCAUCAACAAUAACUUUACCGUCCACCACUUCGACACGCACAAUCACGGUCAAACCAAUGCAGGUUACCGUGACGUCAACCUUGACUCAGACGAGACAGCGAACCACAAGAGUCUUCUCCAAAACCGUUACCACUACGACCAUUACAACCAGUUGUAAGACGCAGCCACCAAAGAGGGAUCGAACAUGUACCCUUCGCCCGACACGGGCUACCUUGGCUGCUGCAGAUGUUCCUGUCACUGUUCUUCCUCGUAUACGUCGUGGGGAGCCAGAUGUUUUGGAGAGAGUUAGACAACGUGGAGUCUCACCACGACAGGAGGGCGAAUCGGUCAAACCUGGGAGUGGACCAGGUACAUAUUUGAACACCCUCCUACCAAUUGCUGCCGCUAACGAGACAAAAGACUUGUGUACGACCACAUUUUUGGAUACUGCCAAAGUAGUAUCAUCUUGGAUCACUGUAACCUUGCCAACUAGCACAGAACUCGUCAGCGAGUAUGCAACCACUACGGCUACAAUCACGCCAGCUCCAGUAACAGCAUAUUCCGACAGAGCGAGAACAACAAUCACGAUAACUGGCCCAACCCCGACACGGACACGCACAACCAAAGUUUACACGACCGAACGCAUAACUUCGACUGUGUGGGCAACUAUUACAUCGACUGUCAGAACCACACCAUCAGGAGUAGUCUGCGCCACUUCAAGAUACUGA
Molecule: messenger RNA, 957 nt
Organism: Exophiala bonariae
Lineage: Eukaryota; Fungi; Ascomycota; Eurotiomycetes; Chaetothyriales; Herpotrichiellaceae
Exons: 3
Coding region: 1-957 (318 amino acids)
Source: RefSeq, a predicted model, not a curated record